GGCGGGGCCGCGCGGCGCAUCCUGCGGGCGGCGGCGGGCGGCCGGGCGCAAGAUGAUGAAGUUUCGGUUCCGCAGGCAGGGCGCAGACCCGCAGCGCGAGAAGCUCAAGCAGGAGCUCUUCGCCUUCCAUAAGACCGUGGAGCAUGGCUUCCCCAACCAGCCCAGUGCGCUGGCCUUUGACCCUGAGCUUCGUAUCAUGGCCAUCGGCACCCGGUCUGGGGCCAUCAAGAUCUACGGUGCCCCUGGCGUGGAGUUCACGGGUCUGCACCGAGAUGCGGCCACUGUCACCCAGAUGCAUUUCCUGCCUGGUCAGGGUCGAGUCCUGACCCUGCUGGAUGACGACAGCCUCCACCUGUGGGAGAUUGUCCACCAUGACAGCUGCGCCCACCUGGAAGAGGCCCUCCACCUCCAGGCACCCAGUCGGCCUGGCUUUGACGGCGCCAGCGGCCUGCCCAGCCUCGCCCACAUCACAGUGGUCCUGCUGGUGGCUGUGGGUGACAUGGCUGCCCUGGGCACCGAGAGCGGAAGCAUCUUCUUCCUGGAUGUUCCCACCCUGACGCUGCUCGAGGGGCAGACCCUGGGCCCAGACGAGGUUCUGCGAAGCGUGCCUGAUGACUACCGAUGUGGGAAGGCGCUGGGCCCCGUGGAGUCACUCCAGGGACACCUGCGGGACCCCACCAAGAUCCUCAUCGGCUACAGCCGGGGCCUGCUGGUCAUCUGGAACCAGGCCGCUCGCUGUGCCGAGCGCAUCUUCCUGGGGAACCAGCAGCUGGAGAGCGUGUGCUGGGAGCGCAGUGGCCACACAGUGGUUAGCUCGCACAGCGACGGCAGCUACGCCAUCUGGGCCGCGGACACCGGUGACUCCCCAACAGUGCAGCCCACGGUGGCCACCACGCCCUACGGCCCCUUCCCCUGCAAAGCCAUCAAUAAGGUCCUGUGGCGAAGCUGUGCGUCUGGUGAGCACUUCGUCAUCUUCAGCGGUGGCAUGCCCCGCGCCAGCUACGGUGACCGCCACUGCGUGAGCGUGCUCCAGGCUGAAACCCUGGUGACACUGGACUUCACCUCCCGCGUCAUCGACUUCUUCACGGUGCACAGCACGCGGCCUGAGGAUGAGUUCGAUGAGCCCCAGGCCCUCGCUGUGCUGCUCGAAGAGGAGCUGGUGGUGCUGGACCUGCAGACACCCGGCUGGCCGGCUGUACCCGCCCCGUACCUGGCCCCCCUGCACUCUUCCGCCAUCACCUGCUCGGCCCAUGUCGCCAAUGUCCCUGCCAAGCUGUGGGCCCGCAUCGUGAGCGCCGGGGAGCAGCAGAGCCCCCAGCCGGCCUCCGGGGCCUCGAGCUGGCCCAUCACUGGGGGCCGGAACCUGGCUCAGGAGCCAUCCCAGCGAGGCCUGCUGCUGACCGGCCAUGAGGACGGCACGGUGCGCUUCUGGGACGCCUCUGGUGUGGCCCUGCGACCGCUCUACAAGCUCAGCACUGCCGGCCUCUUCCAGACGGACUGCGAGCACGCGGACAGCUUGGCCCAGGCCGCCGAGGACGACUGGCCACCCUUCCGCAAGGUGGGCUGCUUCGACCCCUACAGCGAUGACCCGCGGCUCGGCGUGCAGAAGGUGGCGCUCUGCAAGUACACGGCCCAGAUGAUAGUGGCCGGCACUGCGGGUCAGGUGCUGGUGCUGGAGUUGAGUGACACGCCGGCAGAGCAGGCGGUGGGCGUGGCCAGCCUGGACCUGCUGCAGGACCGCGAGGGCUUCACAUGGAAAGGCCAUGAGCGGCUGAGCCCGCGCCUGGGACCGCUGCCCUGGCCAGCCGGCUUCCAGCCCCGCGCUCUCAUCCAGUGCCUGCCACCAGCCGCCGUCACAGCCGUCACACUCCACGCUGAGUGGGGCCUCGUGGCCUUCGGGACCAGUCACGGCUUUGGCCUCUUUGACUACCUGCGCAGGAGCCCCGUGCUGGCCAGGUGCACCCUGCACCCCAGCGACUCCCUGGCCAUGGAGGGGCCACUGUCCCGUGUGAAGUCGCUCAAGAAGUCGCUGCGCCAGUCCUUCCGGCGCAUCCGCAAGAGCCGUGCAUCGGGCAAGAAGCGCAUGGUCGCCGGCAGCAAGUUGCAGGAGGCCAACGCACAGCUGGCGGAGCAGGCCGGUCCCCAGGAUGUGGAGGUUACGCCCGUGCAGCGCCGCAUUGAGCCCCGCUCAGCCGACGACUCCCUCUCGGGUGUUGUGCGCUGUCUCUACUUUGCAGACACCUUCCUUCGAGAUGCGGCCCACCAUGGCCCCACCAUGUGGGCAGGCACCAACUCGGGCUCCGUGUUUGCCUAUGCACUGGAGGUCCCAGCGGCAGUGGCGGGUGGUGAGAAGCGGCCAGAGCGGGCAGUGGAGGCUGUGCUGGGCAAGGAGGUGCAGCUGAUGCACCGUGCCCCGGUGGUGGCCAUCGCGGUGCUGGAUGGGCGCGGCCGUCCACUGCCGGAGCCCUACGAGGCCUCGCGGGACCUUGCACAGGCGCCUGACAUGCAGGGUGGCCACGCUGUGCUCAUCGCGUCCGAGGAGCAGUUCAAGGUGUUCACGCUACCCAAGGUGAGCGCCAAGACCAAGUUCAAGCUGACAGCCCAUGAGGGCUGCCGCGUGCGCAAAGUGGCCCUGGCUACCUUUGCCAGCGUGGCCUGCGAGGACUACGCGGAGACCUGCCUGGCCUGCCUCACUAACCUGGGUGACGUGCACGUGUUCUCUGUGCCGGGCCUGCGGCCCCAGGUGCACUAUGCCUGCAUCCGCAAAGAGGACAUCAGCGGCAUCGCCUCCUGCGUGUUCACGCGGCACGGCCAGGGGUUUUACCUGAUUUCUCCCUCGGAGUUUGAGCGCUUCUCCUUGAGUGCCCGGAACAUCACCGAGCCACUCUGCUCUCUGGACGUCCGUUGGCCCUGUGAUGCCACCCGUGUCAGCCACAGGUCCCGAGAGUCGCCCAAGCUGAGCCAGGCUAACGGGACCCCGGGCAUCAUCCUGGCCCCACAGAGCCGUGAUGGAAGCCCCGAUCCCAUCUGCAAGGAGGCUGACACCCUAGAGCCACCUGAGGCCAUGCUCUCACCUAUGUCCAUUGACUCGGCCACCAGUGCCGACACCACACUGGACACAACGGGGGACAUGACGGUGGAGGAUGUAAAGGAUUUCCUGGGCUCCUCAGAGGAAUCUGAGAAGAACCUGCGGAACCUGUCAGAAGAGGAGGCUCGAGCCUGUGCCAUCCUGAUCAAAUGAGGCUGCAGGUGCGUGGCCUGGUCCCGAGUCAGUACCUCCCCAGCCUCUCCCGACACAGACCCUGUGGCUCCUUUUGUGCCGGGGUCACUGCUGCCCCCUCCCUUGCCUCGGGGUUCAGGCAGUUGGAGACUGGUGGUGAGACACGUGUGGCCAGGCUGCCUGCCCCGUUGGACCUCCCUGGCCUUCUGCUGAUCUUGUUUCUCUCUGCUAGGGAGGCCAGAACUGCCAGGUCACCCUGCCCUGCUCGGAGCUGGAGCCAGGGGCCUGGUUCUUCAUGCAGACCUGCACCUGCUAACUUCGGGGUUCUGUGGGGCUUGCCAGCCUGGCCCUGAGCCUCAGGACUCCACUGGGCCCUGCCUGCAGGCAGAGGCCACCCGGAAGGUCAGGCGCCACAGGGGAGGCCGCAGGGCUCACGGCUACCACCUCCCAGGCCAUGUGCCGUCCCCCCUUCUCCUUUUACAAAGAGUAUUUUUCUAACGCCUGUGCCGGGCACCACAGUCAUUUCUAAAACUAUUUUGGUACUUGCUCCUGGGCCAGCACCCCCUCGACCCCCCUGCUGCGUGCAAGUAUGUGUGUGAGAGCUCCAUUUGGGAACCAGGACCGAGGCCUGGCCUUGUGUGCGCGCGUGUGUGUGUGGUGGGGGGUCAGGAUGGGUCUCCUGUAGAUUGUACUCUGGGGGGCUUUUUUUCUGUCAUUUUUGUUAAAUUAGCAUUUUAAAAUUAAAAAUACUGAUUUUUAAUAUUGAAAAUAAAAGCAUUUAAUAUCU
Molecule: messenger RNA, 4007 nt
Organism: Budorcas taxicolor (takin)
Lineage: Eukaryota; Metazoa; Chordata; Mammalia; Artiodactyla; Bovidae
Gene: LLGL1
Product: LLGL scribble cell polarity complex component 1
Exons: 22
Coding region: 53-3241 (1062 amino acids)
Biological process (GO): regulation of Notch signaling pathway; cortical actin cytoskeleton organization; regulation of establishment or maintenance of cell polarity
Cellular component (GO): cytoplasm; cortical actin cytoskeleton; plasma membrane
Molecular function (GO): myosin II binding; GTPase activator activity
Source: RefSeq, a predicted model, not a curated record